AUGCUUUGGCAGCUCCCACGCCAUGUUUCUUCCGCGGGGCCCCGGGGCGCUCUCUUCCGUGGUCCCGCUCCGCUCCAUCACACUCUUUUGGCUGGUAGAACUAGGACUGGGGUCACUUUGCAGACCCUGGAUCUCAAGGAUUUCGACCACGGGGUCAUUCUACAGCAGACCCCGUCACCCGGAUUCGAGAUCCCAAAUCCCGAGUCAUGUACCGUACCUGAACUCUUAAACCUUGUUGCUCCUAAGGGAGCCGAGAUCCUUGUCGACGGUAUCCGAAAGGGCCUGUUUGUUCCUCCAGUACAUGAUGCCGGCUGGCGUUCGCCAGAAGAACAUGAAUCCCUGAUACAUGCAGCUAAGAUCAAGCCCGAGGACCGCCAUAUCGACUGGGCAAAUUGGACCUGGUUAGAUAUCAGCAGGCGGAUUCGUGUACUGGGGCCUUUAUGGAGCAAGGCUUUGGUAAUCAAUGAUGCGACAGCUAACCCUUCGUCCUUUCAAUACCGGCGGGUGAUUUUCACCGAGAUGGAGGAAGUUGAACCGAUGAAAGGAAGCGAAGCGUAUGCUGUGGUCCCAGGCCUACCCUUUGUGGACGGCGCUCAUCCCAUUGAGUCUCGACAAGGAAAAGGCGUCUACGUAUUCACACAAGAUGGCAAACUUCUCCGCAUCAACCAAAUGAAAGUUGAGGGCGAACAGAAUGCGGACGCCCUUCGCGCCGCUCUCAAGGCGCGGAUGGUUGGUGGUCGCACAUUUUCCUCGAAUGGCUCGGACUAUACUCCAUUCUACAAUCCACUGCAAUGA
Molecule: messenger RNA, 795 nt
Organism: Aspergillus oryzae RIB40
Lineage: Eukaryota; Fungi; Ascomycota; Eurotiomycetes; Eurotiales; Aspergillaceae
Product: methionyl-tRNA formyltransferase
Exons: 2
Coding region: 1-795 (264 amino acids)
Biological process (GO): conversion of methionyl-tRNA to N-formyl-methionyl-tRNA; biosynthetic process
Cellular component (GO): mitochondrion
Molecular function (GO): methionyl-tRNA formyltransferase activity
Source: RefSeq, a predicted model, not a curated record